Penaeus indicus is the source of this 1966-nucleotide messenger RNA. It is a transcript of the gene HDAC11, whose product is annotated as histone deacetylase 11-like. NCBI's taxonomy places the organism in Eukaryota, Metazoa, Arthropoda, Malacostraca, Decapoda, Penaeidae. Bases 45 to 1109 code for a protein of 354 amino acids. The record is from RefSeq and is a predicted model, not a curated record. The transcript is spliced from 9 exons. Gene Ontology annotation, molecular function: histone deacetylase activity. Gene Ontology annotation, cellular component: histone deacetylase complex.
UACGAGGUGUGGGAGUCUGAAGUGCACGGAAAUUAAGGACUCAUAUGGCUUUUUUGUGCAGAAUGGCAUCUGUAAGCCCAGAAGACAACACAGACAAUGAUGCAAUGCCAAAAGAACUGGCUGCUGAAAGCAAGCUGUAUGUGGAUGUUGGUAUGGAAUGCAUACCCAUUGUUUAUCGUGAUGAGUACAACAUACGUUUGCUUGGCAUGGAAAAACUGCACCCAUUUGAUGCUGGAAAAUGGGGGAAUGUUGUAAAAUAUUUGAAGAAGAAGAAAUUACUGAAAGAUUUGAAAUUAGUGUGCCCAAAUGAAGCCACUGAGACUGACUUACGCUUCGUACAUACAGCCUCCUAUCUUAGAAGUCUGAAGUGGAGUGUGAAUGUUGCAAAAAUUACAGAGGUUGCUCCAGUAGCACUUUUGCCAAAUAUGGUUGUGCAGAAAAAGGUAUUAAAACCAUUCAGAUACCAAACAGGAGGAAGUGUCUUGGCAGGGAAACUAGCAGUGGAGCGAGGAUGGGCAAUAAAUAUUGGAGGUGGUUUUCAUCACUGCAGUGGAAACAUGGGUGGUGGCUUCUGUGCCUAUGCAGAUAUUACACUAACAGUGCACUUUAUUCUCAACCAUUACCCUAACAUUCAGAAGGUUAUGAUCAUUGACCUUGACGCUCACCAGGGUAAUGGGCAUGAACGUGACUUCAUCGGCAGAAAAGAUGUCUACAUACUCGAUGUCUACAACAAAUACAUAUAUCCAAAGGACACCUAUGCGAAAAGGGCAAUAAGUCGGAGAGUUGAACUGUUUGCAUACACACAGGAUGAUGAAUAUCUUGAGAAGAUCACAACGCACGUGGAAGGGGCCCUGAAUGAAUUUAGUCCACACGUGGUCAUAUACAAUGCUGGAACAGACAUUAUGGAAGGAGACUGUUUGGGACUGCUGUCAGUGACCAAACAGGGUAUUGUAGACCGGGAUGAGAUAGUUUUCCAGAAGGUGAGAGAGAGGCGUAUUCCCAUCAUCAUGGUUACCAGUGGUGGCUAUCAACGUGUAACGGCAGCUGUAAUUGCUGACUCUAUUGCGAACCUGAACAGAAAGUCACUAAUAGAUAUGAGAGUACAAUAAGUUGACUUUGAGUCACUUUUAAGACAUAAUUGGCUUUAAAGAUGUGAUCUUUUAUUUUUAGACAGCUUUUGUUAUCAACUUUUCAUCUCUAUGGUUAACUGAUAAGUUAACUUUGAAUCUUUGUUAAGCCGCAGUUGGCUCUAAAAAUUGCAACUUUACCUUUAAAAAGCUUUUAACUUUAGUGUGUACAGUCAACAUAUUUUAAGCUUAUUUAGAAUCUCAUUUGAGACUUAAUAGUAAUUUUAAAAUUGUAAUAUUUAAACAGUUUUUGUAUUCAAUAUUUAGUCUUUAUGGUUACCUGAUGACAAACUUACUUUGAAUCUCUUAAGACUUAAUUGGUUUUAAAAGAUGUAAUAUUUUAUCUUUAGACAGCUUUUUUGCCUCUAGUCUAAAUGGUUACCUGUUAAUUUUUUUAUUCUAUUUUUGCUUAAUUAGGGAAAACUGUGGAGAAAUUUGAAGUACUAUAUAGUUUAGUAUUCUUUUGCAUGUGUCUGUAUGUUUGUGUUUGUAUAUAUGAGCAUAUGAAUAUCUUUGUUAUAUAUCCUCUCUUUCUUUCUUUCUCUCUUUCUUUCUUAAUCUUUUUGUGUAACAUGCAAGGGGUCUGUCCAAAGACAGCAGGAUACAGACACAGAAAUGGCAGUAUCUCAUUCACACAUUUGCUGCCUUUCAAAAUAUGUAGUAUCAUCUGUCAUGCAAUUUCAUCCUUUGAAACCAACUGAUAGAAGCAUCUUAGAACAUCAGGCAAUAUGAACACAAUGCUCUUGAAAAUAGCAAGAAAAAAAAAUAGCACUCAAAGUGCUUCACUUUCAGUCUAUCUUGCUUUCAAAAAAAAAAAAAAAAAAAAAAAUCAAAUCAAA